Messenger RNA from Patella vulgata (common limpet), 1453 nucleotides. Its product is annotated as COP9 signalosome complex subunit 5. Gene Ontology annotation, molecular function: protein binding; deNEDDylase activity; metallopeptidase activity. The transcript is spliced from 8 exons. Gene Ontology annotation, cellular component: COP9 signalosome; cytoplasm. The coding region runs from base 40 to 1023 and encodes 327 amino acids. The record is from RefSeq and is a predicted model, not a curated record. NCBI's taxonomy places the organism in Eukaryota, Metazoa, Mollusca, Gastropoda, Patellidae. Gene Ontology annotation, biological process: protein deneddylation.
UAUUAACGACUGACAGUUUUACUUCCGGUUGUUGACAAGAUGGAUGCAAGGAAUGCACAAAAGUCAUGGGAAUUGGCAAAUAAUGUCGAAAUUGAUGACAUUUACCGUUACGAUAAGAGACAGCAUCAAGAUAUUCUGACUGCUAAACCAUGGGAGAAAGAUAACCAUCAUUUCAAGCACAUUAAAAUUUCAGCUCUGGCACUUCUAAAAAUGGUGAUGCAUGCUAGAUCUGGAGGUAAUCUUGAAGUGAUGGGUUUGUUGCUAGGCAAAGUUGAUGGUAAUACAAUGAUUGUAAUGGAUGGUGUGGCUCUACCAGUGGAAGGGACAGAAACAAGAGUUAAUGCCCAAGCACAAGCAUAUGAAUACAUGGCUGCCUAUACCGAGUCGGCUAAACAGGUUGGAAGAUUAGAAAAUGCUAUAGGCUGGUAUCACAGUCAUCCUGGUUAUGGUUGUUGGUUAUCUGGUAUUGAUGUCAACACACAGAUGUUAAAUCAACAGUUUCAAGAACCCUUUGUUGCUAUUGUGAUUGAUCCAGUUAGAACUAUAUCUGCUGGUAAAGUUAACAUUGGUGCUUUUAGAACAUACCCUAAGGGUUAUAAACCACCAGAUGAAGGACCAUCAGAAUAUCAAUCAAUUCCUUUAAGUAAAAUAGAAGAUUUUGGUGUACAUUGUAAACAAUAUUAUUCAUUAGAUAUAUCAUAUUUUAAAUCGGCAUUGGAUAGGAAAUUAUUAGAUUCUUUAUGGAAUAAAUAUUGGGUGAACACAUUGAGUUCCUCUAGUUUACUUACAAAUGCUGAGUAUACUACCCAUCAGAUCUUUGAUUUAUCAGAUAAGUUAGAACAAGCUGAAGUACAGCUUGGUCGAGGUAGUUUUAUGGGAAUUGAUUCACAUGAAAAGAAAACAGAAGAUAAAUUAAUGAAAGCUAAAAAGGAUGGAUGUAAAACAACAAUUGAAGCCAUCCAUGGAUUGAUGUCACAAGUUAUUAAAGACAGACUCUUUAAUCAAGUACAUUUGAAUACAUAGAUAAAUUAAUUAUUGUGUAAAAUUUCUUUUCCCUGUGACUUAUUUUCAUCUGGCGUUUUUUUUUUAUAUAUGAUUAUUAAUUUAUGUUAAAAGUCAUCAAAAAGAAUGUAAGAUGCUACUUGAUAUAGCUUAAAGUAUUUUUUAACUAUUAUACAGACACCCAGAGAUAGAUAAUAUUCAGAUGAAAUAAUACCGUAAAAUAAGAAAUUAAUGCAUCAUUAAAUAAAAGUAACCUAAAGUGAGCCAUAUCAUUAAUUUCUUAUUUUACAGUAUUUAUACAUCUCUUCUUAUUUCGAAACAUAAGACUUAUUUUCACCCAUGUUAAAAAAUAAAGAUUGUUGUCUAAAAUAGAAGUUGCUGUAAAUGUAUGUAAGAUUGAUGGAAGUGCUAUUUGUUUAUCAUCAUAUUAAAACAUUGUAUUCUUGUCAUA